This is a messenger RNA of Saccharomycodes ludwigii, 3882 nucleotides long. RefSeq lists its product as uncharacterized. Bases 1 to 3882 code for a protein of 1293 amino acids. Lineage: Eukaryota; Fungi; Ascomycota; Saccharomycetes; Saccharomycodales; Saccharomycodaceae. The record is from RefSeq and is a predicted model, not a curated record. The transcript has a single exon.
AUGAAUAGGGCUGUAUCAACAUCUUCAACCGCCUCUACUGCUAACUCUUAUGGAACUUUGCCUUCAUUAGAUGACUCCUUUUCAUCAAUAUUAAAUGAUAAGUCAUUACUUAAGGAAUGUUACCAAUACACAUUAAAGGUUAUACUUUUAGAAUAUAUAAACGAACCUAGAUUUGAAGGCUCCAUAGAAAAUAAUAAGGAAAACAUACAAUCGAAGCCUAUAAUGUAUAAUUCAGAACAAGAACUCGAGGCUUUGAAAAAAAUUAUGCCUAAAUUAAAAAAAUAUUUGAAUGAUGUAGCAAUUCAGAAAAUCAAAAUGCAAAAAAACGAACCAUUGAAAAGAAGUUUAUUAAAGUUUUAUAAUGACUUUUUUUUAACACCUGGCAAAAAGAACAACACAAAAUUCGAAGAAUUAAUUAUGUAUUUUAGUAAAGCAGCAAAUGGCGAGCUCCAUAAAUUACAAAAUCCUAAUAUACAUGAACAAUUAUUUUACCAAUUAUCUUUUUUCAUCGAUUUAUUGAUAAAAUUUGUUGUUGAAACCCGUUUACCUUAUUCCAAUACGAUUAACCAAAGAUUAAAUGAAUACAAGGAAUCUUUUGACCCCAAAUCAAACAAAAAAGUAACCUCCUUCAAUCAAAGCAAUGAGAACGCACCAGUUUUAAAACCUACUUUUAAACUUGCCGAAAUUACUCAUUGCAAAUAUUUACUUCAAUUGUUUGGCGACCUAAAUGAGCUCAAUUUACAACAGGAUGUAAUAAAAACUAUGAAGAACGUAGAUAACAAUAUUUUCCAACAAGAGUUAAUGCAUUACAAAGAUAGAUUGCUAAAAGAUAAACUUUCUUUAGAAAAUCCUGGAACCUUUCCUACUCGUCAAACCUAUCAAGCUUGGAAGACCCGCGAAUUAAAUGAACUUAACAGCUUGAUCCGCGGUAAUGUUAAACCAUCAAACACUAACCUGGAUCGUUUAAUACCAGAAAAUGGAAGAUCUUUACUACUAGUAUUAUUAGUCCAAAUUAUGAAGUUGGAGAAUGCUUUCCAAUCUGGUAUGUUCGCUUUAUCUAGCACCGCACUAUUUUUACUGAACAAAUGUUGCAAAAUUUGGAGAUGUACAACUCCAAGUAUUAAAGCUUCACUUCUUUAUACUGCCACUAAUAUGGUUUAUUUAACAGAUGAAGAAAUCAAUCAACCUUAUAUUAAAGCUUUUUUUGAAUUUAUUAACAAUAAACUUUUGUUAGAUAAUGAUGAUCUAACAACUGAAACAUGGUGUGAUUUAGAUGCUCGAACUUGGACGUUAAAUUUGAACUACAACUUCAACCAAUGUAUGAUUUCAUUGAAAUAUUUAAUAACUGCAUUAUUUUCAAAUACAAAACCAAAAUUUUCGCCGGUAUUGAAUAUCUAUUAUGUUUAUUUGGAUAGCGAUCCUCUUUUCCAUCAAUAUUUAGAGGAAAACGAUAUAGUAUCAUUAUGGGUCAAUAAGAAACUGAAAAGGGUCCUGUAUAAAACAACUGAGCAGUAUUAUAUUUCUUUAAUAAAACAAUUACCCAGGGAUACAUCUUUAGAAUUCUACCAUAUCAAGGAGCUUGCUGAUACCAUUCUAACCCACAUAGAGGCUAUUCAAAAGAAAUAUCCCAAGCCGUUAUUGGAUAUGAUUAACUUGGCUGUAGAAUCUGGGAAAAUUUUAACACAAGCUUUUGCAUCCGAUAUAGGAGACAUAUUAUCAAUGGCUGAAAACAAUCUUAAGGCAACCAAAAAGAAAAUACCAAUUACAGAUUCUAUCGCCACCUAUAAUGUUUUGUGUGAAUUAAGAGGCGUGUAUUUGCAAAUUAACAAGGAUGCUCGGGAAUUUCCAUUCAAUUUAGAAGGGUCAUUUUUUAAAUACUUAACAACAUUUUGUGACGAAGCUGCAGAUAAAAUAUUACAAGUAUCAGAAAGUUCGAUCCAACAAGAUAAAUGGGUACCGAUAACUGACGAUCAAUUAUUUAGUAUUUCGGUUGUUGACAUUUUCAAAAUGAUUAAUGAAACUUUUGAGAUGUUUGAUAAGAUGGGUUGGGAAAAUGAAUAUCAAAUAAACAAAUUAUAUACGCUUCUAUUGAAAAGCGUAUCUAUUGUUGUGAGUGAUUAUACACAAAAUGCAUUGAAUUUAAUACUAGAGGAUUUACAAGCUUCUGAUGAACCCGCUGAUGAAAAUUUGAUUGAAGAUAACACAUUACCCAGGGAAAAUAAGGCUUCUUCGGCUUGGAUUUUUAGUAGUAUGAAACAUGCAUUGACUGGGAAUAAUGGAACUGCGACUAGUACUGCAGAUACAAUUGCAGCAGCAGCUGAUAAGGAAUCCUUGAAGCCGUACGAGUUUAAACAAAGGACCUGUGUACUGCUUAAUAACUUGAAUGAAUUUAUCAAUAAAUUAAAUGAUUUGGAGGAGAAAUUAGAUCCGGAAAAAAUUUCUCAGGUUGUCGUGCAAUAUGAAAGACAAGCCAAAGUCGAACCGAAUGCGACCACUCCACCCCCACAUCAACUUUACACUAUUAGGGUUAUGGAUGCUGUUGACAUUAAAGGUUGCAGUUCUGAUGGCUUAUCCAAUUCAGUUGUCACAUUACUAGAUACAAAAGUCCAAAAGGAAUUUGCCAGAACACAAAUUAUUCGGAAAUCCGUUACGCCGGUGUGGGAUGAGGAAUUUGAGUUGGAUGUUCCCGGGAAACAAACAAGAUUGAUUCAGGUUAAUAUAUGGCAUCAUCAUAAUAAAAAACUAUCCCCAUUAAGCAAAUAUACCAUGCUGGGUAAAACUUCAAUCUUAUUGGAUCCCAAAAGAUUUUCUGAUGAUGGGUUCCCCGAAGAUAUAACAUUAGAUUUAGACACUCAAGGUAAAAUUCAUUUACAAAUAUCUUUGGAAAAUGAAAAGUUAGAUGCCUUAUUUUGCUUUGGCCGAUCGUAUAGAACAUUAACCAGAGGUAUCGAUCGUUCAAUCUCAUUAAUGGUUGACAAAUUUACAAAAUUUGUUGAAUUUUCGAUUUCAAGAAACACCCUAAAAACUAUUUGCGGGAACCAUGGUAUUGUAAAACCAACUUUAAAUGAUACAUACGAUGCCAUCAAUCCCCUUUUCGAUUAUUUGAACUCAACUUUGAAUAUUUUAGGUAGUGAACUAUCUCGUGAUUUAUUGUUUAAAAUAAUGAUUCGAUCAUGGAAUGUUAUUUUGAAAACAGCUGAUGAAUUAUUAGUACCUAUGUUAUCUACUGCUAGUAUUGGAUAUUUCCACAGUAUAAAAAGUAAAAGUGUUUGGGAAAAUGCAAUGGCCUCUGUUUCUGGUGGCAUUAAAAACUAUGUACCUAGAUAUGGCCGUGCUUUGUCAGAUAUUGAAAUGGAAGUUGUUUUUCAAUGGCUACGCACGUUAUGUAUUGACUUUUUCCAUAACAAAGGCGAAGGUCCCCCAAUGGAAGAUCUAAAUACCCAAUUUUAUAGGAAUAUGAUGCUAAUUCCAGUGUUUUAUGACAAAUCAAUUGAGGAGCUUCAUGGUGAAAUAGAUAGAUUAAUUCCGAAAUAUAUUGAAUAUUUAGAGACACGGAAUCAUUUAUCUGGUGUGGUGUCUCAUUCACACGGCCAUACCUUAGAUAAUACUGGUGAUAAUAAGUUGCAAAAGACCCAAAUAGUUGCACGUAAAAAAACAAUUAUAGGGAACUCUUCGAGAAGAAGAAGGAAUGAAAUUGAAAAGCAAAUAAAGGAACAAGAACAGGAUACAUUGGAAGUUACUUCGCAAACUACAGAUGUUGUUUUGAGGGUUUUAUUAUCCAAAUGUGAUUUUGGUUAUGUUCAAAAGAACCUAGAUGCAAGGCAACGAAUUUCUAAAAACAUCGCUGCCAAACGAUUUUUGCAAACUUUGUUAAAUAAAUAA